Molecule: messenger RNA, 714 nt
Organism: Malus domestica (apple)
Lineage: Eukaryota; Viridiplantae; Streptophyta; Magnoliopsida; Rosales; Rosaceae
Source: RefSeq, a predicted model, not a curated record
AGUUCCUAACGACAAGGAACAACAAACAACGAAAGGAAAAGGGCGGAGAAACGGUCGGAGGAAUCGGCCUUUGACUUUGUUGGUAUAUUUGAGGGAUCGGGCCUCCUCCGUUUCUCUUUCUCUGACUUGCCACUGCCAAAAAAACAAGGAGUUUGUUCCGACAAUGGAGAGCCAGAGCCAGAGCCAGAGCUCGUGCCUGUCGUACGAGAAGAUCAACGGCGUCGCCAGCUGGCUUGGGACCCACGUUGCCUCCGCCUUCUUCAACUCCCUCGAGCGUUGCUCCUGCAUCAACCUCUCCACCUCCGAUGACCAGGAAACCAACCCCGAGGAGGCCCACGACCGCCCCCUCAUGCUCUUCGCCUCCCGCUCCGUCAACCUCAGCGACCACCGCCCUCACUACAUUUUUUCCUCUUCCUCCGCCUCCUCCUCCUCCUCCUCCACCCCCCCACCAAAAGACGUCGUCAACCUCCCCGUCUGAAUGGGUGGAUCGGAUCAUCUGGGGUCCUUUUUGUUUCUUCUCUCUCUCUAGGAUUUUAUUUUCUUCUUGAAGUUUUGUGUCUUUUUUUUGGAUUAAUCGGGGUUGGUUUGUAUGAUUAAAUUCAAAAUGUUUUUCUUGCUGGUGAAUUUGUUUGCCUGGAUGUGAUGUGUUGUUGUAAACAUGUAACAGUUAACGUGGACUGGUAAAAAAGGAGGUCUCCUCUCGUUUCUGUGUGA